AUGCUCAGCAUAGAAGACAGCAUAUUUAUGAUCAUAAUAACAGGAGCACUCAUAGUAGGAUUACUGGGGAACGGAUUUAUUGGAUUAGUGACCUGCAUUGACUGGGUUAAGAAGAAAAAGCUCACCUCUAUUGACUACAUCUUUACGAGUUUAGCUUUCUCCAGAAUUUCUGUGAUUUGCAUCUUAGAAGUAGACAUGAUCUUACAGAUAUUCUACCCUGAUGUUUCUUUUGCCAGUAAAAUAAGGGUGGUCAAUAAUCUAUUCUGGGUACUUGGCAAUCAUUCAAGCAGCUGGUUUGGCACUUGCCUCAGUGUCUUCUAUCUCCUGAAGAUUGCGAACUUCUCCCAUCCACUUUUUCUCUGGCUGAAGUGGAGAAUUGACAGGCUCACUGUCCCUCUCCUCCUGCUGUGCUGCAUUAUCUCUUUGUUGACGUUCCUUGCACUAGUAAUGAUAGUGAACUCUGAUGACCAGCUUCAUAUCACCGAGGAACACAACAUCACUGAACUGCUCUAUGUGAGUGAAUUUCGUCAGCUUACAAUAUUCAAUAUCUUUGGCUUUAUGGUAAUUGUCCCAUUUGCUAUGUCAUUGAUCUCACUUUUCCUUUUAAUUUUAUCUCUAUGGAGACAUACUAAGCAAGUGAAACACAAUGCUGCAGGCUCUAGAGACCCCAGCACCGAGGCCCAUGUGAGGGCCAUGACAACUGUGACUUCAUUUGUCUUUCUACUUUUUGUGUACUAUUUGUCUUAUUUUCUGAUGGCCUCUAGCUACAUUGUGAGAGAAAAGAAGCUUGCUGUGCUGUUUGGAGAGACCAUAGCAAUUCUCUAUCCCACCGGCCAUUCACUUAUUUUGUUGCUGGGAUCUAACAAGCUGAGGCAGACAUCUGCCAGGAUGCUGAUGCGUGUUAAGACAGCCUGCAUGAUGCAAAAUCUUAACUUUGCAAACAGACUGUAA
Molecule: messenger RNA, 951 nt
Organism: Echinops telfairi (small Madagascar hedgehog)
Lineage: Eukaryota; Metazoa; Chordata; Mammalia; Afrosoricida; Tenrecidae
Product: taste receptor type 2 member 8
Exons: 1
Coding region: 1-951 (316 amino acids)
Biological process (GO): detection of chemical stimulus involved in sensory perception of bitter taste; G protein-coupled receptor signaling pathway; sensory perception of taste
Cellular component (GO): membrane
Molecular function (GO): G protein-coupled receptor activity; bitter taste receptor activity
Source: RefSeq, a predicted model, not a curated record